Mangifera indica (mango) is the source of this 3570-nucleotide messenger RNA. Its product is annotated as SUPPRESSOR OF ABI3-5. Lineage: Eukaryota; Viridiplantae; Streptophyta; Magnoliopsida; Sapindales; Anacardiaceae. The transcript has 16 exons. Bases 239 to 3358 code for a protein of 1039 amino acids. The record is from RefSeq and is a predicted model, not a curated record. Gene Ontology annotation, cellular component: nucleus. Gene Ontology annotation, biological process: mRNA splicing, via spliceosome. Gene Ontology annotation, molecular function: RNA binding.
UCCGAUGAUUUAUUUAAUCAAACGCCUAUUGGGGUCCACUGACCGAGAGGAAAGAGGAAAAAUAAAAAGUAAAAAACCCUAGCAACAAAUCACCCAAGAAGAAGAAUAGUAGCGAAUCGUGUCUUCAGAUCCAACACACUUCUUUCGGGAAGUGAUUUAAAACAUUCUGCUUCCGAAACUUCUGAGCAAUCAUCGAGAGCCUUGCAGGGGUUACUGCAGACAGUUUUGCUUCAAAGAAAUGGAUCCUGGUCGCUAUGGCCUUCAGCAAGGAUGGGAUAAUAACAGCGCUCUGGAGGGGUAUGCUGCAGUCCAUGAACCAAACUUCCGGGCUGGUGGUUCUUAUGAUGAGAGGAGGUUUCUAGAUGAAAGAUACUCAAGGGAUAAUGUUUAUCCAAGAAAUGCCUUCCAAAGGGAUGACUAUCCGCUAGCACCUGCUGUUGGUAUUUGGCCUCAAUCAAGGAGAAGAAAUUAUGAAGAUGAGUAUCCCCUUGAAAGGGAAUCUAGACGACAUGAGAAACCAUAUGCUGAUUCAUACCAUGAUGUUGAUUCAUUUCAUGAUCAUGAGAUUGAUUCAUUUCAAGGAUUCAGUAAGUUUCGUGAUGGCUAUCGUGGUAUUGACAAUUACCGUGAUCAUGGAUUUGACAAGCCUCCUAGGUUGUGGGGCCGUGAUCGUGAUGGUUAUGAUGAUUAUGACUACCGAUCUCAUAAUUCCCAUGAGAACAGAGAGAAUAGUCGAGAGAGGGACUAUGAUUAUGGUCGUCACAGUUAUGAUUCUGAUUAUGAUAGAGGUAGCAGAAGGGAUGAUAACUGGAGGAGGUAUGAAUCUCGUGACCGAGAACGUGAUAAGAGAUGUUUAAGUCGAGAAAGAGAUCAAAGUCCACAUAGAAGACAUGAGCAGUCCCGAUCCCGGUCUCAGUCUAGAUCUAGGUCUCAUGGCCACGAUGAUCGUCCUAGAUCUAGAUCCCCUCAUGUUCGAAGCCAUGGUCGAAGUCAUCGAGCGGACAGCUAUGAUGAUGGCCGACAUGAGAGAACUGAAAAGCGAAGGGACCGUGAAGAUAGACGUCAGUGGGAGCACUAUUCGGUGGCCCCAUCUCCCACUGUUGUUGUGAAGGGUCUCUCUCAGAAGACAACUGAAGAAGAUUUAUACCAGUUCCUUGCUGAAUGGGGACCACUUCGUCAUGUCCGUGUGAUCAAAGAGCGAAAUUCUGGGAUUUCACGUGGAUUUGCAUUUAUUGAUUUUCCUUCAGUGGGAGCAGCACGAGCAAUGAUGGAUAGUAUUGGAGAGGAUGGUCUUGUUGUGGAUGGCAGGAAGCUUUUCUUUGAGUACAGUAGUAAGCCAACUGGGGGUUCAGGUGGACCUUUUGGUCAUGAAAACACUAUGAGAACGGGCCAUAGUAACCAUAAAAACAUCACAAUACCAUCUGAUUGGAUGUGCACCAUUUGUGGCUGUGUGAAUUUUGCUCGGCGAACAUCCUGCUUUCAGUGCAAUGAGGCUAGAACUGAUGAUGCUCCUGCAGCAGAUAUGACUUUAUCAAAUCUACCAUCUUCAGGAAAGAGGGGAUCAGAUGCAGGUCCCACUCAUGUUCUUGUUGUACGAGGAUUGGACGAAUAUGCUGAUGAGGAAAUGCUUCGCUAUGAAUUCUCAAAACAUGCUCCAAUUAAGGAUCUUCGCCUUGUCAGAGACAAAUUCACUCAUGUGUCAAGGGGAUUUGCAUUUGUGCAUUUCCAUUCGGUUGAGGAUGCUACCAAAGCUCUUGAAGCAACAAAUGGAACAACUCUUGAGAGGAAUGGGCAGAUAUUAAGAGUAGCUUAUGCAAGAAGCAUUCUUGGUCCUGGAUCAGGGACAUCUGGGUCUUCUCAGUUGAGUAGCCUUGCAGCUGCCGCAAUUGAGGCAGCAGCAUUUGCUCAGCAGUAUGAUGCUGUUGGAUGGGCACCAAAGGAAUAUAAUCCAGAUGACAAACAAUCUGCUGGGGGCCAUGAGCAGCAUGGGGAAGUGUCUGUCCAAAAAGAUGGAUCUGCUCCACAAUCUGGCUUUGUGUGGGAUGAAGCAUCUGGAUAUUACUAUGAUGCUACUUCAGGGUUCUACUAUGAUGGAAAUACAGGUCUUUAUUAUGAUGGUAAUACUGGAGUUUGGUAUUCUUAUGACCACCAGUUGCAGCAGUAUACCCCUUGUACUGAUCAAAAUGACAACAAAACAUUUGGUAAAGAAUCUGAGCCUCCUAAGGCAGUUGAUGGUGCCAAUAAUAGAAAAGUGAUUAUCUCUGCACCUGCUGCAACCAUCUCAGCAGUUGAGAAGCCUGCCUCAUUACCAGAUGCGGUUCAGGCUGCUGCAACAGCAGCACUAGCUGCUGAAAAGAAAGGGAAGGACAAAUCUAAAGAAAUAAAACUCGCUUCAAAGAGUGUUAUUCUUGCUAACAAGAAGAAAAUAAAUAAUGCUUCAAUGUGGAAGCAGUGGAGUCAUGACAAUCAGCAGACUGCUUCAGCUGAUGAUAAAUCAUUACCUGUUGGACAAUCCGCAAAGAGCAAGUUCAAGUCUGAUUCAGUGGCUACAAAGGAUAAUUCUACCCUUAUUUCAGGAGCUUCUUCUGUAGCAGCUGGGGGUUUGGAAUCUUCAGUCAAGCCAAAGCCUGUGAGUAACAGCUCAGGAGGCACUAUAAUGGGUGUUAUUAGAAACUCUGGAAAGGGCUUUAAUUCAGGAUCUUUUGGUGGUUUGUCCACAUCUUCAACUGCUACUUUAUCAUCUGCGGGACCUCCUUCAACAAGUUCUGAUAUGCACACAGUUGUGACUCCCUUUAGAACUGAUGCAUCAGCAUUGGGUUCUUAUACUCCACCUGUGGCAUCUGGCAGUGGCAAGAGAAGGUUUUCUGAAAUGCCUGCUUCUUCGCAGAAGGAGCCACCUCAGACUACUUAUAGAGAUCGUGCAGCUGAAAGGAGGAGCUUGUAUGGUUCAUCUUCUAUUGGAGAUGAUCUGCCUGAUGCUGGGUUUGGAGAUCCAAAUCGAGAUUUUGCACUCAAAAGGGGUUCUUCAGAUCCAAUGCCUUUCCCCCCUGGUGUUGGAGGUCGUGGUGUUAGUGCAGAGAAUGUACAAAGUUAUGAGGUGAUUACAGCUGACAAAGCAAUAGAUGAGAACAAUGUGGGAAAUCGAAUGCUCCGCAGCAUGGGUUGGCAUGAAGGCUUGGGAUUAGGCAAGGAUGGAAGCGGAAUGAUAGAACCUGUACAAGCACAGGCUAUGGACAAUAGAGCAGGACUGGGGAGUCAGCAAAAGAAGUUGGACCCGAGCCUUGAGGUGCAGGCAGGCGAUAGUUACAAAACUCUCAUCCAUAAGAAGGCACUUGCUAGGUUCCGGGAGAUGUCAUAGGGGUAGCAUUUGUAGCUGAUUUAGUGGCCGUGUAAGAAGAAUGUGAAUGGCGCUGAUACUUGAACGAAUUAUAGGUAAGGCUAGAGGUUUGGUUGAAUUGUGACUUUUGUGAACGGAUUUGUUAACUUUGAUUUUAUAGAAGCUUCGCUUCGGUCUGCAGAAUUUUAAAAGUUAUGCAAAGCAAAUAUGAACUUGCUAAUUGCUUAUCAUAA